UUUUAUAGUUCCGGUAAACAAUAAUCAUACGAGAAAGUGUGUAAUUUAAAAGCAUUACCAAUGGAUGACGUAUACAAACGUUACAACAGCAAUGCUUCGCCAAAGGUUCACAUAAAAGAAUAUUUCGAUGAAUAUCUUGAUAUGGUAGCAUCUGCAAACUAUUUUUUAUCCGUGAAAAGAGAGGACAGAGAUUUUGUAGCACUCAUGGGUGUUGAACUUGGCGAGGAAGAAAUGUCUAUGCUGGCUAAUUAUUGCAGUGUUGACAAUUUAACAGUGGAAGGAGAAAUGCCACAAAUAAUUGACACUAGAAAAAUGAGGAAGAAGGGAACAUUUGAUCCCCAAGAACCAUUGGAUGUAGACUUACAGACUAUUCAGAAUCUCAAGAGAAGAUUGAAGCAAGAAGUCAAGCGACCUCUUUACAAGUAUCAAAGUGAAUUAUUUAUACACCAUGAAAAAAGUGCAGAAGCAAAUGGUCAAAUUGCUAUUCCAGGACAAGAUAUCCUAGUCUCUGUUAGGAUUUAUCAUCCUUUUGUGCAGCGUGCAAGAAAUAGUUUGAGAUUGGAGUGUGGUACAAGACUUCGAUUGAAUAAUAUCACAGCUAUAUUAGGCUCUCAAACACUUGCACACUUACGAGAUAAAAUAUCUUGCAUUGCUGAUCAUAGUAUUUCUAGAGAAUGCAGUGAAAAUUUAGAUAAUGCAAUAGGACUAAUGGCAAAAGAUGUGUACAAAUCAGGAUUCUUUUUUAUAGAAGAUACUUUUUAUAAUGAUACUAGAUAUCCUACAAAUGUUGAUUAUAGCAAGGUAAUCAUUGAAUGGGCACAAAGACGGCCAAAGUUAGGACCUUUCAACACUGCCUCGAUGGAAACAUGUAGAAUAGAUUCUCUGUUCUUAAGAUUUGGUUUUCCAUGGGUAUAUAAGCAUCAGGGUGGUUGUGAGCAUUUAAUUGUAUUCAGUGAAGCAAGGUUGAUUAAUUGCGACGAUGAUUUGGCUGUAUCCACGUACCCACAGAUUGUAAGACUAAGACCCAUAUCUUCUAAAUUUUGUAUGAUAUGUGGUGUAUACAAUGUACAAUGGAUCACGUUGGAACAUGAGAGGAUUCCACAUAAUCCUUGCUACUAUUGUGACAGUUGUUUUAAGUCUUACAAUUACAUCGACAACAAAAAAGUCGGAAAUUUUCAAGCGUACGCGUACCCACGUAAUAUCGAAGCAGUAAAAGGAGAAAUAGAUAUAUGA
This is a messenger RNA of Dufourea novaeangliae, 1233 nucleotides long. It is a transcript of the gene Pbp49, whose product is annotated as snRNA-activating protein complex subunit 3. Gene Ontology annotation, biological process: snRNA transcription by RNA polymerase III; snRNA transcription by RNA polymerase II. Bases 61 to 1233 code for a protein of 390 amino acids. Gene Ontology annotation, molecular function: core promoter sequence-specific DNA binding; RNA polymerase II cis-regulatory region sequence-specific DNA binding; RNA polymerase III type 3 promoter sequence-specific DNA binding. Gene Ontology annotation, cellular component: snRNA-activating protein complex. The record is from RefSeq and is a predicted model, not a curated record. The transcript has 5 exons. NCBI's taxonomy places the organism in Eukaryota, Metazoa, Arthropoda, Insecta, Hymenoptera, Halictidae.